AUGAAGAAACAAUUGCUUUACGGCAUCGGCCUGCUGCUGGCCGGAUGCCUCGGAAUGAUGCAGGCGGCAGGCAGGCAAGCUCCGGCCGCCGACCUGCGGAUCGAAGGCCUGCGCUGCGAAUACGCGACCGACCCGAUCGGACUGGACGUCCGUCGCCGCAGUUCAGCUGGCGCACCGAAUCGCAACGGCGGGGCGUAUUACAAUCCGCUUACCAGAUCGUCGUCGCCCGGUCGCAAGAAGAACUGGCACAGGACAACGGCGUUUGGAACAGCGGCCGAAUCGAAUCGUCCCGAUCGGCGGGCAUCCGCUACGAAGGCCCCGCACUCUCGAGCAAGGAACGCUACUACUGGAAAGUACGCGUCUGGACAACCGACGGAGGACAAAGCGACUGGUCGGCGGCGGGAUCGUUCGAAAUGGGACGCUCGACGAAAAGGAUUGGGUAUCGGACUGGAUCGCCAGAAAGAGGUCGAAAAAGCCCGGCUGUAUAUCUCCGGGUUGGGUUACUACGAAAUGUACAUCAACAACCGCAAGGUCGGCGACCAUGUGCUGGACCCGGCCCAGAGCAGUUAUGACAAGCGGGUCUACUACGCCUCCUACGACGUAAAAGACUACCUGUCGCAGGAGAACGUGCUGCUGGUAGCCGUCGCCCCGGGCUGGUACGGGAUGCCGAAGCUGCGGAUGCAGAUGGAAAUCGCCUACACGGACGGCAGCGCAACGACGCUGACGGCAAACCACCUGAGGGCCGUAACGACCGGCCCGACCGUCUAUUCGACGGUCUUCGACGGCGAGUUGUACGACGCGCGCCUCGAAGCGCCCGACAUCUACAAGCCCUUCGUGCCGGCCGGCCUGAUGAACAAGGACUGGGGGCUGGCCCAUAUCGCCGACUCGCCCGGCGGGAAAAUGAUCAUCACAGAACCGAAGCCGGGAGUCUACGUUUUCGAUACCGAACAAAACCUCGCCGGAUGGGCUUCGUUGACCGUCGAAGGGGAGCGGGGCCGCGAAAUCACGUUGAAAUUCGCCGAAACGCUGUACGACGACGGACUCGGCGAAGGCGUCGAAACCUGGGAACCUAAAUUCACCUACCACGGAUUUCGUUACGUCCAGGUCGAAGGCCUGCCGCACGCUCCGAAAGUCGGGGACAUCCGGGUAAAAAUCGUGCGCAAUGCAGUGGCUCCGGUCGGGAAAUUCCAUUGCAGCAACGAACUGCUGAACCGAAUACACCGAUGGUCGUGGCCACCGAAGCGAGCAACCUGCACGGCGUGCCGACCGACGCCGCAGCGCGACGAACGGAUGGGCUGGCUGAACGACCUGACCGUCCGCAUCGAACAGGCGGUGUACAACUUCGACUUCUCGCGUUUCUACGCCAAAUUCAUCGACGACAUCGCCGAUACGCAACACGAAGACGGGACGAUCACCUGCGUAGCCCCGUACCGCUUCGGAGCGCGGCCGGCCGACCCGCUAUUACGGCGACUGGUCGCCGCCGACCCGUUCGCCGCAGCGCCCGGAUCGGCCGUAUCGCGCGGACACUCCGGGCCAGUUGAUGUCGACCGGUUACCUGUACUACUGCGCCUCGAUGCUUUCGAAAAUGGCGGAACUGACGGCCACGACAGCGACAAAGCCCGCUACGCGCAGCUCGCCGAACGGACGGCCGAAGCGUUCAACCGGACAUACUGGAACGAACAGACCGGCGGAUAUGCGGCCAAUAACCAAGCCGCCAAUUCGUUCGCGCUGUUUCUGGGUAUCGUCGACGAAACGCGUAUCCCGCGGGUCGUGAAAAAUCUGGCCGACGACGUCGAAAAACACGACUACCACCUCACGACGGGAAACCUACGACCUAUCCCAGUUGGGGAUACAUGCUCCAGAACGGCGCGACGACGCUGUGGGAGCGAUGGGAAUACGCCACCGCGACGAGAUGAACUCGCACAACCACCCGAUGAUGGGUUCGAUCGACUCGUGGUUCUACAAAUACCUGCUGGGAAUCGUGCCCGACGCCGAACAUCCCGGUUUCGACCGUUCACCAUUCACCCCUAUGUAGUCGACGACUUGGAAUUCGCCGAAGGAGAGUUCAACUCGGUAAAAGGGAUGAUCCGCAGCGGUUGGAGCAAAAAGAACGGGGUGUUGUCGCUGAACGUAACGAUUCCGGCCAAUUCGGUCGCUACGGUGUACGUGCCCUCUUCGCGCGUAGGAAGCAUCACCGAGAGCGGUAAAAACGCGGCGAAAGCGCCAUCGGUACGGUUCCUCGGAGAACAGGACGGCUGCGGCGUCUUCGAAGUGGGAUCGGGGGACUAUCGUUUCCGGGGUCCCAGAAACCUUCCUCCAACCGACGAUCCGGUCGCCGGCGACCUGCACGCCCUCCGAUUCGAGCAGUUCACGCAUCCGGACGGCUGCCGAAAGCAUGACUGCCCGAAAGCCGUCCCUGGCUGUCGACGACCCGGUGGGCCGGAAUGCGGGCUCGCCGCAGCUUCCCAGGAUACGCCCGACCAGCCGCGCCCAGCCGGGACGGCCCAAAGCGCGCGCAACGGCCCCGUAGGAAGUGGCCCGUCCCCGGGGAACCGCAGCGACGAUCUGACAGACCGCCUGCCUCAACUCGCUGAAAUCGGAUUGCUGCAUCAUUUUUUCCGUAUCGUUCAAUCGACGGCGAUUCGCCGCCUCAAAAUUCCGGCGAACCGCUUCGAACCGACAUUCCCCGAAAACCCCCGGGCGGCGGAUACGCACACCGCUCGAUGA
Mycena citricolor is the source of this 2727-nucleotide messenger RNA. NCBI's taxonomy places the organism in Eukaryota, Fungi, Basidiomycota, Agaricomycetes, Agaricales, Mycenaceae. The record is from the annotation of a GenBank genome assembly.